This is a messenger RNA of Suncus etruscus (white-toothed pygmy shrew), 1196 nucleotides long. RefSeq names its product magnesium transporter 1 (gene MAGT1). Gene Ontology annotation, cellular component: oligosaccharyltransferase complex. Bases 44 to 1051 code for a protein of 335 amino acids. The transcript is spliced from 10 exons. NCBI's taxonomy places the organism in Eukaryota, Metazoa, Chordata, Mammalia, Eulipotyphla, Soricidae. The record is from RefSeq and is a predicted model, not a curated record.
CAGCCCGAGGAAAGUUUGGCUUCUAGGAGGGAGAGAAGCGAAUAUGGCAGCGUGGUGGUGGCUUCGGUGUGUCUCUGCCCUCAUUGUGCUGGCGCUGCUGCUGGUUUAUAGGGUUCCCUCGGCCUCUGCCCAAAGAAAGAAAGAGAUGGUAUUAUCUGAAAAGGUUAGUCAGCUGAUGGAAUGGACUAAUAAAAGACCCGUAAUAAGAAUGAAUGGAGAUAAAUUUCGUCGCCUUGUUAAAGCCCCACCAAGAAACUACUCUGUUAUUGUCAUGUUCACUGCUCUUCAACUUCAUAGACAAUGUGUUGUGUGCAAACAAGCUGAUGAAGAGUUCCAGAUCCUUGCAAACUCCUGGCGAUAUUCCAGUGCAUUUACCAACAGGAUAUUUUUUGCUAUGGUGGAUUUUGAUGAAGGUUCUGAUGUAUUUCAGAUGCUAAACAUGAAUUCAGCUCCAACUUUCAUCAACUUUCCUGCAAAGGGAAAACCCAAACGGGGUGAUACAUAUGAGUUACAGGUGCGUGGAUUUUCAGCUGAGCAGAUUGCCCGGUGGAUUGCUGACAGAACUGAUGUCAAUAUUAGAGUAAUUAGGCCCCCAAAUUAUGCUGGUCCCCUUAUGUUGGGAUUGCUUUUGGCUGUUAUUGGUGGACUUGUGUAUCUGCGAAGAAGCAAUAUGGAAUUUCUUUUUAAUAAAACUGGAUGGGCUUUUGCAGCUUUGUGUUUUGUGCUUGCAAUGACAUCUGGUCAGAUGUGGAACCAUAUAAGAGGACCACCAUAUGCUCAUAAGAAUCCCCACACGGGGCAUGUGAAUUAUAUCCAUGGAAGCAGCCAAGCCCAAUUUGUUGCCGAAACACACAUUGUUCUUCUGUUUAAUGGUGCGGUUACCUUUGGAAUGGUGCUUUUAUGUGAAGCUGCUACAUCUGACAUGGAUAUUGGAAAGAGAAAGAUAAUGUGUGUAGCUGGUAUUGGACUUGUUGUACUAUUCUUCAGUUGGAUGCUAUCUAUUUUUAGAUCUAAAUAUCAUGGAUAUCCAUACAGCUUUCUGAUGAGUUAAAGGGAUGCCAGUGAUAGCUAGAUGCUGGAAUGAUAUAAAUUGAAAAAUGAGAACCACGUGUGUUUUUGAAAAGAAGAAUACAAGUUGUGUGUUUUGUAUUACCUCUUUUUUGCAAGUGAUUUAAAUAAUUGGUCAUUUAACCAAA